AUGGAGAUGCAGAUCUUGAAGAUGUCCCUUCGUAUCCCUGUAACAAUCAUCACCACAGCUGUCAUUGCUUUAUCCUUGCCCCUUGUCUUCGCUCAAGCACCCGUGAACGAUGUGGUAUCAUGGCCCCCUGGUCUUCUUCUCCUGGCGACCGUUCUCUAUGCCACCUUGGGCUCAUCUCCAAACGAGCUUUGGGAGAUCGAGCCUGUCACAGGCAUUUUCCUUUUCACGGGUUUACCAAAGCUAUCCAUACGUGGUAUGCAGCGCGUCAACUGGGUCACCAGCGCAUGUCACUUUGUACCUGGCAUUCGUUCCGCCUAUGGGAGAGCCAACUUCUGGGUGCGCUCCAACUCUAUCAGCGCCAGUGCCAGGGCUCAAGCGCUGGAGCGAGUUUUAUCUCAGCUGCGAUGCGUGACCUACCGACCUUUGGAGACACCUCUUAACGAGGAAAUAUGGGAAGUUACUUCCGCGGGGCUCAUGACAAGAGUCAACCUCGUACCUCAAUCCCCCAAUUUCGAAACCAAAUGUCCUCCUCCUGUAGCCCGUGACUUUCUUCUAUUUGCAGCCACAGACUACCAUGCCUUUCGCGAAUGGGAGGUGCAAGUUUUUUCCAACAACAAAAUGGUGUUUUGCACCAAAAACAUGCCUCCGAGUUCAAUCAUUGAUGUAGCAAGUGAACGGGAUGCGCUCUAUGUAGUGACAGCGCAAAUGGUCCGACGCCCACACUCCCAAAGCCCCUUGCGUGGAGUGGCGACAAGGGUUGGUGACAACGAAUAUGGGCCAGUGUACACGAUUGACCUUGAUCUCAUCAACCACGACAUCCCUAUCUGCGCCAUUGACUUUCAUUCCUAUGCGCCCCAGGGCCACAAAGUAUCCGCCACGCUUUCCGAACUAGCGAGAUCCUACUUCCGCGUCGUACAAUACCUCAAACAGAACGCUUCUCAGCAAAUCGGACUUUCUGGUCAAGUCGCGCGAGUUGAAGUCGGGCAAACGCUCUGGAUCUCAAUCUUAGGUGGUGCAAUCCUUGACACCGGGAGAUUAACAAUCCAAAAUCUCCCAGGUAGAUGGGGCAUGAAAGAUAUAACGGCGGACGAUGCAUACCUGACCCGCAUCGAUAGUGUCCUGCAACAGCUGGCGCCAUAUGCGGGCACCGCGACCGAGUUUGGCGACCUUGUUUUCAGUGGUGGCAUCAAUCGACGAUCGGCUGUCCCAUUCUUCAUAGCAGGGAUUUUUGGUCAGAUCGCGGUGUGCUACUUCCUCUCCGUCGGCACAUCAGCCGGAGUAUGGACAUCAGUUGCCCUUGCCAACUCCUUAUACGCUGGUCGCUUAACCGACUGGCAUAGCAUGUACUACGGGAAAGCUCUUGCAAAGAGCGACGAGCAACCCGGCAUGAAGAUGUAUGUUCCUGGAUCCUCAAGCAAAGAACUCAUGGUCAUCGCGACUUUUGACCGGUCCACUCCAAAAGAAGGCGGCCUUCGCCCUGGUUUUUUCAUGGCCACCUGUGGGUUGGCGGCAGCUAUCCUCGGUGCCAUAUUUGUCAGACAAACUCGUGUCACGCUGCGCUUUGGACCCAGCGCUCUGACACCCUCUUGGAUCCUGUACACAGCCGUGGUUCUCUGCCUCGGAACAACCCUUCUCGUUACGUCGAUGUUAGUGGUACAACAAGCAUAUGAGAAGACAUGGUGGGAAGAUUCAGAACUGCCCACCCGCUGGAUGGCGUACUCGACAUUUUCAUGCUCAGUUGCUGUUUGUGUGCUGGCUAUCGUGUUCAAGUUGAGGGGACUGGAUAGGUUGUGGCCUGUGCUUGAUGCUUUGACGUGGCUCUCGGGCGUGCCUUUGGGCAUGCUGGAGAACGGACGGUCGUUUUCAGCAGACGAUAAUAUGCUGCAUCUUGUUUUUAUUAAUCGGUGGAUGAUGGGUGCUGUAGCAAGCGCGCUGGGGAGUGGCAUCCGUGGUUAA
Laccaria bicolor S238N-H82 is the source of this 1956-nucleotide messenger RNA. RefSeq lists its product as uncharacterized. Bases 1 to 1956 code for a protein of 651 amino acids. NCBI's taxonomy places the organism in Eukaryota, Fungi, Basidiomycota, Agaricomycetes, Agaricales, Hydnangiaceae. The record is from RefSeq and is a predicted model, not a curated record. The transcript has a single exon.